GUCGAGAAAGCACUCUCUGAGAGAGCGUCAAGGGCUCGCAGCAUUAGGGGGCCCCUCUUUGGCCAGCUGAGAGGCAGCUCGUUAGCCAUGAAUGCCCAGGUAUCCUUCCUGGAGGGGACCUUGAGCCUCAUCCACAUCCCAGUGGACCUCUAUCCCAAUCUCCUCCAGCCGAUCCUCCAGGUCCUGCUCCCGCCCAGCCAAGAUACCAGGCAAAGCAUCACAGACGGCAUCACCGUUGACAACCACAAGCAUGGCUUCCUCAACAUCAGCGUCACGCCGAUCGAGUGCUCGAUUGUGUGCAACUCGGCCUGGGCAAAGUCCGUUUUCGAACCUGCCAUCCAGCGCCUGCCCAAGGACCGGGCCAAGACGGUCGCCAUCGCCAAGGACACAUAUGCCGCUCUCAGCGUCUCUGGCGCGGGCGUGGACGCUGGCUCGCGUGUUGCCGAUCUGACUUCCCCGUUGGCGAUGGCCAACAUCCCUAUUUUCUUCAUCACGACGUAUUAUUCCGACUUCAUCCUUGUGCCGGAUAAAGAUCGCCAAGCUGUGAUCACGACGCUGCUGGCAAAGGGAUUCGUUUUUGUCGAGGAUGACCAGUCGCAGCUGGUGUCUCGUGACCCCUCUCCGACGACGACAAGCCACCCACACGGCUUCGAUUUCGAUCCCAGCCACAGCCGCGCGCCCAGCCAAGGCGGCGAGCCCCCUUCUCCGCAUCCCUCAUCCGUCGACGAUCUCCAGGAACGCACCUUCGCCCUCCUCAGGAGGCGCAACGUCACCCCGCAUAUCGAGCCCGACCUCGUCCUGGUACACUGCACCGGCAUCCGCGGCGCCGGCACGCAGCACCCCCAUCACCAUCCUUCCGCUUCCUCCAUCACCCGCUCGCGCGGCCCCAACGGCAGCCGCCGCGGUUCAGCCAAAACCAUCGCCGGUCCGGCCUGGGUGGACACGGUCGACACGAAGCUCUACACCGGCAUCGUGGCGGCGCUGGUGGCGCAGCCGCGCUUCCUGAGCGUCUCGCUCGCGCCCGACGACAACCCGCCGUCGCUGCUGCUGGACCGGGCGCUGCUGCCCCUCUUCGGCGACACGCUGGUGGGGCCGGUGGACGGCGCGCUCGUGCCCAUCUUCUUGGACCUGGCGGACCUGCCGUUCGAGGCCACGGGGAUAGUGUCGGGCGUGGCGGGCCGGCUGGUCAGGCAGCUGCGGAUGGAGGACGGCGCCGAGCUGUCGUACCUGUCGACGGCGAGAGCCGGGGCAGUCAUCUUGUCGAGCGAGCACGCCGGGGUGGCGUUGGGGAUUUUGGGCCCGCUCCUGGGGGGAGGGGGUGUGUAGGAAGGUCGCACGGGGCUGGCAGUGGAGAGGGCGAGGGAAGAGAAAGGGGGGAAGAGGGGGC
Messenger RNA from Thermothielavioides terrestris NRRL 8126, 1387 nucleotides. RefSeq lists its product as uncharacterized. NCBI's taxonomy places the organism in Eukaryota, Fungi, Ascomycota, Sordariomycetes, Sordariales, Chaetomiaceae. The transcript is spliced from 3 exons. The record is from RefSeq and is a predicted model, not a curated record. Gene Ontology annotation, biological process: regulation of intracellular signal transduction; cellular response to L-arginine. Gene Ontology annotation, cellular component: cytosol. Bases 88 to 1326 code for a protein of 412 amino acids.